This is a messenger RNA of Neohortaea acidophila, 1464 nucleotides long. RefSeq names its product major facilitator superfamily domain-containing protein. Gene Ontology annotation, molecular function: spermine transmembrane transporter activity; spermidine transmembrane transporter activity. The transcript has a single exon. Bases 1 to 1464 code for a protein of 487 amino acids. The record is from RefSeq and is a predicted model, not a curated record. NCBI's taxonomy places the organism in Eukaryota, Fungi, Ascomycota, Dothideomycetes, Mycosphaerellales, Teratosphaeriaceae. Gene Ontology annotation, biological process: spermidine transport; transmembrane transport; spermine transport.
AUGUCGAAAGACGAUGAGAAAAUCGAGGCGGCCUCAUCUCCACCCGACCAACCACCCAUUCUAGACGCACGAGACUGGACAAGUCCCGACGACCCGGGCAAUCCACGAAACUUCUCCCUCACGCGCCGCAUAGCUUCCACCUUUGCAGUCACCUUCUUCGCCUUUGGGAGUACUUUUGGCGCCUCGGUUUACAGUCCCGGCAUCCAAGAUGUCGUCCGGCAAUUUCAUGUGUCGGAGGAGCUCGCCAUCCUGCCGCUGUCCAUGUACACCGUUGGGCUCGCCCUGGGCCCUCUAAUUGGCAGUCCGCUGUGCGAAACCUGCGGAAGGAAACUGGUCUACUUGAUCACUGGGCCGCUAUUUGCCCUCUUCACGCUCGGCGCCGGCUUCUCCAAUAACAUCGCGGCGUUGGUCGUGUGUCGCUUCUUCGCAGGCUUCGCGGCUGCGCCAGCGAUUGGCAAUGCCUCGGCGACCAUCAUCGACUACACUGCCGGCCGGUAUCGAACGGUUAUAAUGUCCUUCUACUUCUCCAUUCCCAUUAUCGGCGCAUGCAGUGGGCCUCUUGUCGGCGGGCUUGUGGCGCAAGCGACGAAUUGGCGCUGGACGCAAUGGACCAUCAUCUUCUUGCUCAUCGCCUUUUACAUCCCCAUCCUCUUCACCCGCGAGUCUUAUAAGAAGAUCAUUCUGCGCCGACGCGCGAAGAAACUCGGCGUCCCCGGUCCGGCAGAAGUCGCGCGCACGUGGCUCCAAUUCGUGCAGCAUUUCCUGCGCACGCAGCUGAUUCGCCCGGUGCAUAUGUUGUUCACGGAGCCAAUCGUGACGCUGGUGUGCAUUUACAACAGCUUCCUGUUCGGGCUGAUCUACCUAUUCAUCGUCGCAUCCCCGUGGGUCUACGAGACGUAUUACGGCUUCGGGAUCACGGGGCAAAGCUUGUCAUUCCUCGGUCUGAUCAUUGGAGCCACGAUUGCUCCGAUCCCUCUAAUUGUGCUGGAUCACUACCUCUAUCAACCGCGUUUGAAACGCUUUGGCGGACAGAGUGCGCCAGACGAGCAGUUCCCCGCCGAAAACCGACUGUUCGGCGCGCUGGUCGCGUCCUUCGUUCAGCCUGCGGCUCUCUUUGGCUUCGCCUGGACCGCACGACGCAGCAUCCACUGGAUCGUGCCGAUGAUCUUCCAAGCCAUCUCCAUGAUGACAUCCAUCAUGAUCUACGCGCCCUGCCAGCUCUUCAUGCUCGACACAUAUGGACCCUUAUACGGAGCCUCGGCCGCCGGUGCAGCGAUGCUGACUCGAUAUGGUGUUUCCGCGGCGUUUCCAUUGUUCGCGUUGCAGUUGUAUAGGAAGUUGGGGGUUGGAUGGGCCACCAGCCUGUUGGCAUUCUGCUCGCUAGCUAUGGCGCCCAUCCCCUGGCUGUUCUGGCGAUGCGGCGAAAGGCUCCGAGGCCGGACCAAGUACGAGACGAGUAUUUAA